CUAUUAAUCAGGAUUUUUAAAAAAAAUGAAUUAGGAGUAAUCAUAUUAAUUCAUUUAAUUUACAGUCUUUUUCCUCAUCCUCCAUACAGAGAAGCCACUUCCAGUGUAAUUUCUUUAACAAGCGUCUCCAGUUUAGAGGCAGACUUGUCUUUCUUGACCCAACCCCUGAAGAUCAGCAGUGGAAUUUGCUCAGCUGGCAGUCUGCUGUUGGAAUAUAUGUCCUUGAGUACCUCCUACUGGGUGCUGGAGACAACUCACAGAGGCAUGGCUCACAGUGGUCUCUGGAAGAUCUGUUUAGAUCCAAAAUGCAAUCUGUAUCAGUUUAAUCUCUUAGCUUUGCACAUCCAUGUUACCCGUGCCUUCCUGCUGUCUGCACUCUUCUGUGGCCUCAUAGGAUUGCUUUUCAUUUGCGUCUCUUUUGAACGUAAGAAGCUAUACAAUGUAUCAGUGAUAAGAGCAGCUGCCAUCUUCAGCUUCAGUGCAGGUUUCCUCAUCCUGGUUGCCAUGUCUCUAUUCACGGCCACUGUUAGAAGAUCCCCAGCAUACGCCCAACAUUUACUAGUAUUUGGCUCAUCCUUCAGCUUGGGCUGGGCCUCCAUUCUUAUGUACUUCAUCACGGGUAUGCUACUUUUGCUGACUGACAAAACCAUCGUUUCUUAAGUGUAGGCAUCUACUCUUCCACUGGGACUUUUUAAAAAGUCACUCAUAGCAGAUUUACUGGUUUCAUAAUCAUGGAAACAAUUAUGCGUUGGAGCAUUUAGCUGGGGCAAAUGCAACCUUAUCCUGGGUAUAAGAAGAAAGUGUCACUUUUCUUCUUGUUCCAACGUAAUUGGACCAUGAUUUGCUACUAUGAAUGGCCUUCAGUCAGUUCUCUCCCAGUUUGACAGAACAUUGAGCAUGGAAUAUUGUUUGACAGCUGGAUAUGACCAUGGCUUGCUAUGAUAUCCCAAAAACUAUGAUCUGGGGAAAAAAUAGGAGCUUGCUUCAUGUUUAAAUCAGAAAUUGUGGUUUGACCGGUUUCUGAUUUGCAGCUAAGCAAUGGCUUAUGCUAAUUUCACAUAAGUUGGGUAUCGUAAUGAGUCACAGAGGGCUGAAGCCAGGAAAUGAGAAGAGAUAGAUAAGAAGAAAGCACAUGUGAAGCUACUCCAUGGCACCCAUUGUAAAUAAUAUCUCAUUUGUCUUCAUGCACCUCAAAAAGUCACCUUAAAACUACAUUGCAGUUGUCAGCAAAGGCAGGCAAUAUUUCAGCCUUUCUCCAACUGAAAAGGAGUCAUGCGAUGCGUAGGUUUGCUGAAGGAGCAUUGGCUUCAGGCGUGAGUGAAGAUGUGAUGCAGUGUGGUGAUGGUGGUAAUAUGGUAAUAUGGACAUCUUAAAGAGAACAGUGGUGUCCAUUUUGUUUAGGCCUUGUCAUCUGAGGAGUUAUGUGCAAAUGCAUGUGAAUCUGGCAUGUAAAUAUCUCUUUGUGGAGAUCAAUUUACCUGUGAAUUGUAUUUGUCAGUGAAAACAUAUAUGAAUAUGGUUUUGUUUGUUUAUUGUUAUCAAUAAACUCUCCAUAAUUAUGUGUUUUGCCCCAUUGUUGCCCAUCCUAUCUUGUUCUAUCCAGAUAUUCUUCUAGAUAAUGCCUGUCUUGUUUGAAAUUAAAGAAGCAAUUUUUUAGUGUUAAA
Candoia aspera is the source of this 1664-nucleotide messenger RNA. Its product is annotated as protein NKG7-like. Lineage: Eukaryota; Metazoa; Chordata; Lepidosauria; Squamata; Candoiidae. The transcript has 4 exons. The annotation marks the transcript as partial. Gene Ontology annotation, cellular component: plasma membrane. The record is from RefSeq and is a predicted model, not a curated record.